AAAUUAUUUUUGUUUUGAAGCUGUCAUUUUAAUUUUGCAUAUUGAUAAGAAAAUCUGACUUUCAUUUUAAAGCGAAUAAGAAGAGUCACAUGAUCUGUUCAAAAUGGCGAACCUUGAUAUAAGAUUGAAGAAAAUUAACAAAAUAUACAAAGAAGGGGAUGUCAUCGCUGGUGUUGUAGUGGUUCAAAGCAAAGGAGAACUGCAGCAUCAAGGGAUAACAUUAGUUAUGGAAGGAAUGGUUAACUUACAGCUUAGUGCUAAAAGUGUUGGACUUUUUGAAGCAUUUUACAAUUCUUUAAAGCCUAUACAACUUCUUCAUUACUCCCUGGAGGUAGCCAAACCUGGGAAAUUCCCUUCUGGCAACACAGAAAUACCAUUUGAGGUUCCUCUCAAACCUAAAGUUGGCAAAACCCUCUAUGAAACUUACCAUGGAGUAUUUGUUAAUAUCCAGUAUCUUGUUAGAGUUGAAAUGAAAAGAUCUUUACUCAACAAAGAUCUACAAAAGCAAACAGAGUUUAUCAUUGAAUAUAAGACUCAAGAUGAAAAAGCCAAAACUAAAUUAAUUAACUUUACCAUCACACCUGAAACCUUGACAAAUGUAAAAGAGAAACAAAAUGUUCCAAAAUUUAAAGUCAAAGGUCAUAUUGAUUCUUCAUGUUUACAAAUAACAAAACCUUUAACAGGAGAGUUAAUUGUAGAACAAUGUGAAGCUCAAAUCAAGUCCAUUGAAAUACAACUUGUUCGAGUAGAAACCUGUGGAUGUGCAGAAGGCUUUGCAAAAGAUGCCACUGAGAUACAGAACAUCCAAAUAGCUGAUGGAGAUGUGGCUCGUAACAUGGCUAUUCCAAUCUACAUGGUUUUUCCUAGAUUGUUUACAUGUCCGUCACUAUCAACAAAUAAUUUUAAAGUUGACUUUGAGAUCAACAUUGUUGUGGUGUUUGUGGAUGAUCAUCUUGUGACAGAAAAUUUCCCUCUUAAAUUGACACGAUUUUAAUGUUCACAUGUGAUCACACUUUAAAACAAAUACAUUUCUUGAAGAAGAAAAAACUUCCCAACUUUGUAUUAUACACACAAGCUAUUUAAAAAGAAAAAAAUGUAUAUGAAAAGGAUGACAAGAAUUAUAAUAACUUAUAAGAUUCUAUAACUUUUUAACAUUUGCAAUACCCAUGUUUGAAAAUGAGAAAAAAUAUGAAAUUAAAAUUUUAACAAAAAGAUUAUUAUAAUUUGUCAAAAUGGAAAAAAAAUAAAUUUUUUUAUCUAAUUAAGUUUGCUAGUCCGAAGAUGUUGAAAAAUGUUGUGCAUGUAAAUAUUGUUAUUGUUGCUGUGCUUAUCUGGCACAUCAAAGUAGUAUCACAGGGCUAUAUAAGUACUGAUACCUUGAUGGUAUAGGACUCGAUUGUUUGAACAAAAGGCUGUUGUUAACAUUUUAAUGAGAAUCUUUUUAACUGUUAUAAUAAUGUGUAUAUUUUUUUUUAACUUGAUGUUACCAGUAAAAUGCUAUUUGUUAUAAGAAAUGUUUAUUAUUGCCCCCAUGUAUAUUUAUUAUUUAAAAUUGCAUUUAUAAUAAAUGAUAUAUUUCAUUUUGAUUUAUAUAUUCUGAUUACCUUAGCUGCUAUUAUUAAAUCAGUAGGGGAAUCCUUGUUUGUAACCAUGAAUGAAAAAACUAAAAGGAAUUGUUGUACAAUUUCUUACAUUCUAAAUAACAAAACUGCAUAAACCUUCACUUCACACACACUUUUGUGAAUAAAUAUCCACUUGAAAGCUUGAGUUAGCCUUUAAUAUUAUCACCCAUCUCCCUCAAAUGUCCACUUGAAAGCUUGAGUUAGCCUUUUAAUAUAAUCACCCAUCUCCCCCCUCCCCCUCUAUUUGUUUCAUAUCUACUUAAAUGUCUUCAGCCAUAUAGCACAAUUUGUUGAUCAGGUAAAAGUGCAAAAGUUAUCCCAAGGCUUUAAUUAUCAACGUGGCAUUAUUUUGAAAUGAGAUUUUAAAAGAUGAGCUACCUAUUUUUUUUCCUUGCCAUAAAAUGAAGCAGGUUGAAAAAUAACACAAUAACCCAGGCAGUAUAAUUAUAAAACUAAGUCAAAUUACUUUGAACACAAUGUGUCAUCUAAUUAGUAGCUUCAACUACAGUGUAAAAAUAAAAUGUAUUGAAAGAACUGAA
Molecule: messenger RNA, 2161 nt
Organism: Biomphalaria glabrata
Lineage: Eukaryota; Metazoa; Mollusca; Gastropoda; Planorbidae
Product: vacuolar protein sorting-associated protein 26C-like
Exons: 9
Coding region: 104-994 (296 amino acids)
Biological process (GO): intracellular protein transport
Cellular component (GO): endosome
Source: RefSeq, a predicted model, not a curated record